This is a messenger RNA of Radiomyces spectabilis, 852 nucleotides long. RefSeq lists its product as uncharacterized. The coding region runs from base 54 to 821 and encodes 255 amino acids. The transcript has a single exon. Lineage: Eukaryota; Fungi; Mucoromycota; Mucoromycetes; Mucorales; Radiomycetaceae. The record is from RefSeq and is a predicted model, not a curated record.
CUUUUUUCUCCACAGAGAACGUUUUCCCGUCUUCUUUAUUUUACAGAACAGUUAUGGAUAAUAAUCCUUUUCGCAGCACGCCAAAUGCAUAUAACCAUCCUGGCAGUACCAAUGGACCGUUAAUGCCGUCCAUGCAAUCGCCUUCGGGUCCAUCCUUUGGUGGUUAUCAGAAUGCCCAGUCAAUGCCGCAACCGCAAUCGUACCAGCAGCAACCCUUUCAAUCGUCCUACCAACAACAGCCGGCACAGAAUCAAUACAUGAAUAGCCAGAUACCGCCUUCGUCGUCGUCCAUGUAUCAACCUUCGCAGACGGGCAGUAACUUUUACAAUGGCACCGGUUAUGCGCAACCGUCUCCAAUGUCGACCUCGGGUUACAAUCAACAAGCAUUCAACCCAAUAUCGUCGCCUGGGUUCUCCGGUCUCCAACAACCUAGCAUGACCGGUCACUUUAAUAAUCCUAAUAAUAAUGCAAUGGGAGCUUCCAACUAUGGACAACAGCAACAACCGAAUUUCACACCCGCCACGACUUCGUUUCCCAACAACAACAUGUACCAGCACGCUCAGCCGUUUUCAUCCACCCCGUUUUACGGCCAGCCAGGUUCCGUGCAACAUGACCCCUCCAAUUUCUAUAUCCCGCCUAAUUUUGGACAAUCCUCCAAUCCACCGUCGAUGCAAUCGCAACGUCCCAAACAUCCACCGGUCGAUGCAAGCUCUUUAUUAAAAAGUGGUAAAGUACGACGAGUCGAUUGCCCUGUUUGUGGAAAAACCAUUGAAGGCGACGAUCCAGCAAUUAACCAUCACGUUAAUGAGCAUUACAGUUAAUGGGUAUUUGUUUUAUAUAAUAACAAUGGGC